UUUUCCUUUUUUUCCUGUUGCGGGGUGGCGGCGCGCUCUGGAGUCCCGGACACGAGCUUUACGCAGCAGCGUCUUCGCAUUGGCAAGCUGACGAUGACGCGUGCCUCCUCCUCACCACCCAUCGGCUCCCGCGUACUGCAUUGGCACCAGUAACGCUUACAAAAAAUCACGACUGUGGGAACAGUGGCACGGCGAAACUGUAGCAAAGAAAGUGCGUCGAAAUAACCUUAUCUUUUUACGCACGGGCUGCCUGAGAAGAGCUGAUUGCACCUGCUCAAUGCGCAACGGUUCCUGAACAAAGGAGACGCGCGAGGACACGAUGCAGGCACCAGGUUCCGACCUCUGAAGGUGACAUGUUCCACGGAAUUAUCAGUAACACCGCCCGCGCUCUCAAGGAAAACGGGAGAUAACGACUGAACCCCUGAAGAAAACGGUACGCUUUCUUUUAAUGCGCAGGCGAAGCACAUUUGCUUUUACCUGAAGUUAUCAAAUCUGAAAUAUCCUAAUAAAAGGUGUGUGAGAAAACUUCUCUAAGAAAUCAGCAAUGGCGACAUUAAUUAAAAGCAAGCUCUCCAACAAGCUGUCCAAUGCAGCCACGACGGUUACCAAUAAAUCACAGGCGAAGGUGAGCGGGAUGUUCGCCAGGAUGGGCUUCCAGGCCGCCACUGACGAGGAAGCGCUGGGCUUCGCUGCCUGUGAUGAUUUGGACUAUGACCACAGGCAAGGGCUGCAGAUGGACAUUCUUAAAAAUGAGGAAAUGGGAGGAGAGGGCGGCGGAGACAUGAUGGGAGAUGGCACUAUGGACGGGGACAGUCAUUACCAGAGAGACGGUACCGGUCCCCCGCCCUCGGCUUCUAAAGAUGAUGGUAUGUGUAACGAACUUGCGACUGCAGAUAAGCCAAAAAUCACUGCUUGGGAAGCCGGCUGGAACGUUACCAACGCCAUCCAGGGAAUGUUCGUACUAGGGUUGCCGUAUGCCAUCCUCCACGGCGGAUAUCUCGGACUGUUCCUGAUCAUUUUUGCUGCUGUGGUGUGCUGUUACACGGGGAAAAUCCUCAUCGCUUGCCUCUACGAAGAAAACGAAGACGGGCAGCUCGUGAGAGUGAGAGACUCGUACGUGGACAUUGCCAACGCUUGCUGCGCGCCCAGAUUUCCUGCGCUCGGAGGCCACGUCGUGAAUGUUGCCCAGAUCAUUGAGCUCGUAAUGACCUGCAUUUUAUACGUGGUAGUGAGUGGCAACCUAAUGUACAACAGCUUCCCCACCCUUCCCGUGUCCCAGAGGUCAUGGGCCAUCAUCGCCACCGUCGUUCUGUUGCCUUGCGCCUUCCUCAAAAACCUAAAAGCCGUGUCCAAGUUCAGCUUGCUCUGCACCCUCGCUCACUUCGUCAUUAACAUCCUUGUAAUAGCUUACUGCCUCUCAAGGGCACGAGACUGGGCUUGGGACAAGGUUAAGUUCUACAUCGACGUGAAGAAAUUCCCUAUUUCCAUUGGCAUCAUCGUGUUCAGCUAUACCUCGCAGAUUUUCUUGCCGUCGCUGGAGGGGAACAUGCAGAAGCCCAGCGAGUUCACCUGUAUGAUGAACUGGACUCACAUUGCUGCUUGUAUUCUCAAAGGCCUCUUCGCUCUGGUGGCCUAUCUCACGUGGGCAGACGCAACCAAGGAGGUCAUCACAGACAACCUGCCUCCCGGAAUCAGAGCCGUGGUCAAUCUGUUCCUAGUGGCAAAGGCGCUGCUCUCAUAUCCGUUGCCAUUUUUCGCUGCUGUGGAGGUGUUGGAAAAGACUUUCUUCCAGGACGGAAGUCGUGCGUUUUUCCCAGAUUGUUAUGGGGGCGACGGGCGACUCAAGUCUUGGGGUCUCUCUCUUCGAUGUGGCCUUGUGGUGUUCACUAUGUUUAUGGCCAUUUAUGUGCCACACUUUGCGCUCCUAAUGGGCUUAACGGGGAGCCUGACGGGGGCAGGCCUGUGUUUUCUCCUGCCCAGCCUUUUUCACCUCAAGCUGCUGUGGAGGAAGCUGCUCUGGCACCAAGUGUUUUUUGAUGUCUCUAUUUUUGUGAUUGGGGGUAUUUGCAGUAUUUCUGGUUUCAUUCACUCCAUGGAAGGCCUCAUCGAAGCAUUCAGAUACAACAUACACGAUUAGAUCAAAAAACGCCAGAAAAAAGGCCGUAUGGUGAAAUGUUACAACGCACCCACAUCUAAACAAAGAAAUUUCCCUACAAUGUACCCUAAUCAUUUUCCAUUCAAGUGCAAGCGACAAGAAAGAACAUGCACUGCUUGUGCGCGUCAAUGCACGUGAUGAUGUUCAAUCAAUAAUGUUCAAAACAACAAUACUAACUAAUUAUAAUAAUUAUAGAAUAACAAUAGCACAAUAAUAAUAAUAAUAAUAAUAAUAAUAAUAAUAAUAAUAACAAUAAAGCAACAAUAAUGCCAAAAAUAGACACACUGAUCAUGCAAAAUAAAUGCUUUUACUGCAAGAACCGCUUUUAUAUAGUGUGACAUCCGAACAAUGACGCAUUUUCCAUCUUUUACAUUAGGUGAAGUGUUUACAGGAAACAUCUAAAAUCUAAAAGAAAACCGGUACGGACUCAAAGUUUGUUCUCAUUACAAAAAACAGUCCAAUUAAUAUCACAAUUGGUGACAUUAUGAAAGAUCAUCUUAAUGUUGAGCGUCUUCAUUCCUUGAAAAAAAUCACUCCAUAAAAUAAAUGGACCCUAGAUAUAAUAACGUGUAGCCCAAAUCCGAUGAGAAGGAACUCUAAAAUUCUGUUUGUAGGAAAAUACAGAACACCAUUAGCUAUGCAUUUUGAAUGUAUGACGUUCGUGUGGUAUUUAAUAUAUUUUAAGAAAUCAAAACAAAAAGAAAAAUGUUUGGUUUAUGAACAGAGGUUGCAGACUACACAAGAAGCAAUUCCUUUCCACACCACAAAAACGCUCCAAUUUAACAUAGAAUAAUGGCACACACAGUGCGUUCCGGAGAAAUACAAAAAAAAAUAGAAAAUACAAAAAUAAUAAAACUCGAUUAAUUCACUAUCGACAAAUAAUGUAAUUUGAUCAUUGCUUCCCCCUUAGCGUUAGGCUAAUUUUCAUGUCCUUCAGAGAACAUUUUAAAUGUUAUUUGGACGAAAGUAUGGUGUACGAAUAUCUAUUCUAAAGACUUGCAAAAGACAUUUUCAUUUUGUGCCAUCUAACGGGUGCUGUGGACAUGUUAUAAAACCGUAUGUGUAGUGUUAUUGUGGUUCAAAUGAUGGAAUGUAUAUUACAAAGUCGUUCUCAUAUAUCGUGAAAAUGAAUAUAAUUAAAAAAAUAAAGAAACACGUGAACUUA
Astyanax mexicanus (Mexican tetra) is the source of this 3320-nucleotide messenger RNA. RefSeq names its product solute carrier family 32 member 1 (gene slc32a1). Bases 545 to 2137 code for a protein of 530 amino acids. Gene Ontology annotation, molecular function: amino acid transmembrane transporter activity. The transcript has 2 exons. Gene Ontology annotation, cellular component: vacuolar membrane. Lineage: Eukaryota; Metazoa; Chordata; Actinopteri; Characiformes; Acestrorhamphidae. Gene Ontology annotation, biological process: amino acid transmembrane transport. The record is from RefSeq and is a predicted model, not a curated record.